Molecule: messenger RNA, 1828 nt
Organism: Bursaphelenchus xylophilus (pine wood nematode)
Lineage: Eukaryota; Metazoa; Nematoda; Chromadorea; Rhabditida; Aphelenchoididae
Source: the annotation of a GenBank genome assembly
AUGAAGACAGAUUGGCGAUCAAUUUAUAUCUUGACGAUUGUCGGGUUCCUCGGCUCGUUCAAGAUCGCCGCCAUGUCCUCGGGUUUAUGGGCCUACAUGAAAUUGGUAAGCUAACUUAAUAGACUGUUAUAUUUUUGCUGACUUUAUUAUUUGUGUCGUGCCAUAUUCGAAAUUGUUUCAGGUGGAUCCGGAGGUUACCGAGUCGUUUUACGGCGCCUUACAUUCGACGGCGAAUUUCUCAAAUUUGUUCAUGUCACUGUUGGCUGGGAUUCUCUGUAACAAACUUGGCGAUACCAAGUGAGUUUUUUUAUCUCAUCGAAUCACAGCAGUUACGAGCGAAAUUAUCUGAAUUUGCGUUUUCUAGGUUGUGUAUCGUCAUUGGGAAGUCCUUGUGGAUUUUUGCGGUGGUUUCCUACUUGGCUGUGGAGCUGAUGCCACAUAACGCCAAGUUCUGGUUCCUCAGCAUGGAAGUUUGCUUUGGGCUGUCUAUGGGUAAGCGUUUUUUAUAAUAAUUUUUAUUCCCUUUUUUCGAGCCUGUUUUACAAGAUUCCUGCAGGUUUAAUGAGUGUGUCUCGAACGCAUGUGGCGAUGGCAUCAACCGAGAAGGAACGGCCACGAGCCGUCUCGCUGAUGACUCUCUCCAUAACCGUUGGCAUGGCCGUGGGCCCGGCGAUCAUGGUCCUAAUGUCGCUCCUGAAAUACCCGGGAUACGAAAUGCCCUUCGGCGUCCAUAUGAAUCUCUACACCGCUCCGAUGUAUCUGCUGUUAGUUACUACGAUCAUCUCCGUUAUUUUGCUGGUCUGUUGCUUCGAUGGGACGAUGAGAGUGCCUGUUCGGAACAAGGACAGUAUCAUCUUGCCAAAGGGAAAAGGACGAACAUGGUUUACCAACAAGACCUCAUACGACAAGUUUGCGGUAUUUUUGUGCUGUCUAACUCGCGUCGUGCAAUCCACCAGUAUGUUGUUCUUGAUCAACGUCGGAGGCCCAUACAUGAUGACGGCGUUUGGCUGGAGUAGUAAGGAAUUGCUGAGGUAUAAUUCGAUAAUGCACACGGCUAUUGGGAUUCUUGGAAUCGCGAUUUGGUAAGAAUUUAUUUUCGUUAGUUUCUACGUUUGUUCUUGACGAAGCGUGUGAAAAUUGCAACCAAAUUUUUCAGCGUGUCCUAUAUCACCAAAUUCACUCAAAAAUACCUAUCGGAUCGUCGAGCAAUCAUCAUAGGGACGGCUCUGAAGCUAUCCUAUUACGUUAUCACCUAUCCCUACCCAUUCCUGGAGAAAACGAUUCCCUACGAGAUCAGGGAUGAAAACGGAACGAUAAUUGAAAAUGGCUGCUCCGAACGAUUCGACUGGUGCGCAACUACACCACUGAUCAACGCUUGGGUCUAUUGUAUUGCGAAGGUAUUGUGUUUCGGAACUGGUUUCCCAUUGAUCAUGCUAAAUCUCGAUGUGCUCUACUCGAAAGUGCUUGGCAACAUCAAACAAGGCACCAUGCAGGGCAUUUUCUUGGUCAGCGGAGAAGUCUUGACCAUUAUUGGGCCGAUUAUCUUUACGUAAGUUGAUUAUAUUGGAUGACUUUUCAGACGAAGGAGUUCCAAUUUACAAUAAGCAUUUUUAGCACGGUGUACGAAGCCACCGGUCCGGCCUACAUCUGGCAGUUCAAUAUCGUCACCAUCACUGGAAUUCUUAUCCUAUGGGUAGUCUAUUACGACCGAAUGAUCUCAGCAACUCGGCGAAAAGAAAAUAAACGGCAGAAUCUCCCGCCCGAAGUCCCCAUGGACAUUGCGAUACAGGACGACGCAAAACCCGUCGGCUCCGCCAACCCCAUUUAA